Messenger RNA from Canis lupus familiaris (dog), 1633 nucleotides. RefSeq names its product mitochondrial ribosomal protein L4 (gene MRPL4). Gene Ontology annotation, cellular component: ribosome. Gene Ontology annotation, molecular function: structural constituent of ribosome. The record is from RefSeq and is a predicted model, not a curated record. The coding region runs from base 73 to 957 and encodes 294 amino acids. NCBI's taxonomy places the organism in Eukaryota, Metazoa, Chordata, Mammalia, Carnivora, Canidae. The transcript has 9 exons. Gene Ontology annotation, biological process: translation.
GUGAUGUCAUCGCUAGGCGACGCGCGCAGCCCGAGGCAGCCGUGACCUCUCCGCGUGGGGAGCUGCGCGACGAUGCUGCGGAUAGUCCGGGCCGCGGCGCGGGCCUGGCGCCGGCCCACGGGCUGCCGGGGCUUGAACGCGGUGGCGGAAGAGGCGGUGCCGCAGGCGGCCAAGCCGGAGGCCGUAGGGAGCGCGGGUCCCCAGGAGCCCGUGCUGCGCAGGUGCGAGCUCCCGGUACCGGCGCCCCGGCGUCCGGUGCAGGCCUGGGUGGAGUCCCUUCGGGGCUACGAGCAGGAGCGCGUGGGUCUGGCCGAGCUGCACCCCGAAGUUUUCUCCACAGCGCCCAGGUUGGAUAUCUUGCACCAGGUUGCCAUCUGGCAGAGGAACUUUAAGAGAAUUAGCUACGCCAAGACCAAGACCAGGGCGGAGGUGCAGGGUGGAGGCCGGAAGCCUUGGCCACAGAAAGGCAGUGGGCGCUCUAGGCAUGGCAGCAUCCGUUCCCCCAUCUGGCGAGGAGGAGGCAUUGCCCACGGCCCCCGCGGCCCCACCAGCUACUACUAUAUGCUGCCCAUGAAAGUGCGGGUGCAGGGCCUCAAGGUGGCGCUGACGGUCAAGCUGGCCCAGGAUGACCUGCACAUUGUAGACUCCCUGGAGCUGCCGACCUCGGACCCCCAGUACCUGACAGAACUGGCCCGCUACCGCCACUGGGGUGACUCUGUGCUCCUUGUGGACCUAGCAUACGAGAACAUGCCUCAGAACAUCGUGGCAGCCACCACUGGGCUCAAGACCUUCAACCUAAUCCCAGCUGUCGGCCUGAACGUGUACAGCAUGCUCAAACACCAGACCCUGGUUCUGACCCUGCAGACCUUGGCCUUCCUGGAGGAGAAGCUGCUCUGGCAUGACUCGCGCUACACACCCCUCUACCCCUUCCGCCUACCCUACCGCGACUUCCCCUGAACCCGGAUCCUGUGCACUCUGGGGCCCAUCAGGCACCCUCUUCCUGGACCACUCCAUGCCAGGUGCCUGCUGUGAGCCAGCCUGAGCCCCUGGCAGGCUUGGGAACCAUGUGCCCACGCAACCCACUCAUCCCAACAGGAAGCGAAUUCCACAACACACAGUAGCCAGGCAGGCAUCACUACCAGGAAGGGGCAACGCAGCAAGAAAGCUGGACUGAACUCUGGCCCCAAUUUUCUCUUAAAUUUUGAAGAUAGAUUUUAUUUUUUAAUCAAGGAAGAGAAACAGAACAGCUCAUUCCCAUUUUGUAAAUACUUCUACUUGGCAAGUCCAGCUCUCCUCAGUGCUAGGUGCUUCUGGGUACCUCUCUCAAGGGACAACCUCAGGGCUGUUUAUAGCAAUGACCCCACCAUCAGCUUUCCCAGGAUGAGUCCAACUCCAGUAGUGUGCAGAGGAGUGUGGGCACUGCUGUCCCUAGGAACCCAUUCCCAAGCCCUGUCACCGAGAAUUCACCUCCCUGAUGGUGUCUCGGGUGCCCUUGAUUAUGGUCCUUCAGGCCAAGCAGUGGGUUUGAUUCUACAAAUAGGAAGUGUAAGCCUGGGCUUUCACCAUGAUUUUCCCCUAAGCAGAGUGUGAAGCUACGUCAAUACACGAGGAAAUAAACACAUUUGUAAAAGCA